AUGAUCGAAGGGUCAGUCGAUCAAGAGAUAGGCGACUCUCCUUUGAAGCAGAUCAUCACCAAGUACUUCCUAUCGUGCACCGCUGCUCUUGUCGCGGAAACUGUGACAUAUCCACUUGACAUAACUAAAACACGGCUUCAAACAGCUCGAAACAGGCACACUAAAGGAGGUAUGUUUCGAGUCACUUAUGAUAUUGUUCGAAGGGAAGGAGCUUUGAGCCUCUGGACCGGAGUUGGACCAGCUAUAACUCGUCACUACAUCUAUACUGGAAUACGCAUAGGAGCGUAUGAGUCUCUCAGGGGUAUGGUUUUUGAGAAAAAAAAAGAGAGAACAUUCCCGAUGUGGAAAUCCAUGCUUUGUGGUGCGAUAUCUGGUCUCGUAGCUCAGUUUGCUGCUAGCCCUACUGAUUUAGUAAAGGUGCAAAUGCAAAUGGAAGGCCUCCGUAGACUUCAACAACUUCCUUUACGGUACAACGGAGCAUGGCAUUGUUUUGUUUCCCUUUAUAGAACUCAAGGCUUUUUUGGUCUAUGGUUGGGAUGGAUACCAAACUGUCAGCGCGCGGCUCUCCUGAACAUGGCCGACAUUGCAACUUACGACUAUGUCAAACACAAACUGCUAGGAGAUUUCGAACUAUCGGAUAAUUGGUUAACCCAUGCCUUGGCCAGUGCAUGCGCAGGUCUGUCGGCUGCUGUGGUUUCCCUUCCAUCUGAUGUGGUGAAGACAAGAAUGAUGGAUCAAAUAAGGCAUGAGCUAGAUGCGAAAAUGGCUCAUGUGAAAAGCACGCAUGUUCAACUUUACAAUGGAUGCAUAGAUUGCUUCGUGAAGAUAGUGCGGGAUGAAGGAUUUUUUUCGUUGUACAGGGGAUUUUUGCCCACCUAUAUAAGGAUGGCGCCUUGGUCGCUCACUUUUUGGGUGUCUUAUGAAGAAAUUCGCAAGUUUGUUGGAGCUCCUAGUUUUUAG
Haemonchus placei is the source of this 960-nucleotide messenger RNA. Lineage: Eukaryota; Metazoa; Nematoda; Chromadorea; Rhabditida; Trichostrongylidae. The record is from the annotation of a GenBank genome assembly.